AUGUUCCCAGCAGACCACCACCGCCACCACCUUACAGCAAUUCUUCAUACGGUCCCCCGUACGGAUCUAAUCCGACCUAUCCGAAUCGUCGAAAUAACGGAUCUUAUGGAAGUCAAGGAGUACCUCCUUCUUACGGAUAUCGUGAUUAUAACCACGAACGCGAGUUCAGGGAUCACAGAAACCCUGACCAUGGUCCAAAUCAUCACGCCUACCCUUCUUAUCACAGCAAUCCUAACAGCAGCAAUAAUAGCCCUUACAGCACUCCCCGGCAUCAUCCAAUCCAAAACCAACAACGUCAGCAUCAUUCACAGCUUCGACGGCAUGCCAUACCAUGAAGAGCAGCUCUAUCGCAAAAAAGGCAUCAUAUUUAUAAUUUCAGUUGCAGGCCUACUGAAACUUAAUGCUAUGGUGAUUUACGCAGCUUCAGUUUUUUUUCAUCGGUUUUAUUUGAGAAAAUCAUUGAAACGUUAUCACCACUAUAAUACCGCUGCCACUGCUCUCUUUCUUGCUACAAAGGUAGAAGAGUCUACAAGAAAGCUUAGAGACGUUACUAUUGCUUGCACUAAGGUUGCUUCUAAGAAUCCUAAAUUAGUGGUUGAUGAGCAGCUCCGAGAUUUUUGGCAGUGGAAAGACACUAUUCUCGCCAAUGAGGAAGUUUUACUUGAAGCCUUAACUUUUGAUUUGACUUUGGAAUCACCUUUUGAAAUGCUUUCUCAUGCCUCCGAUGCUUUACAACUACAAACAGAAAUUAGAAAAUCGGCCUGGGCAUUUGUCAAUGAUUCAUGCCAAACAUCAUUGUGCAUUAUGUUUCCAACUAAGGUCAUCCUAGCUGCAGCCAUUCAAUGGGCGCUUAAAUUUCGUCAAAUGAAACUUCCAGAAAUUAGAAUCACAAACGAGGCUGGAGAAGAAAACUUAGUUGAGUGGACUGAACAUCCGUCAGUUAAAGUUAGCGCGGAAGACCGUACAGCUGCAAUGAAUGUAAUGACAGCUGUUUACGAGUCAGGCUCCAGUGCUGCCAGCAUACCAAAGGCACCGGUGCCUGCUCCUGUUCCUGUGAACACACCUUUGCAUAAGGAGACUAAACGUAAGCGGGAUUCUGAAGAUACAGAUAGCAAUGGUGCUAAAAAAUCUAAAACUGAAAUGUAA
This is a messenger RNA of Magnusiomyces paraingens, 1146 nucleotides long. RefSeq lists its product as uncharacterized. Gene Ontology annotation, biological process: regulation of transcription by RNA polymerase II; positive regulation of DNA-templated transcription, elongation. NCBI's taxonomy places the organism in Eukaryota, Fungi, Ascomycota, Dipodascomycetes, Dipodascales, Dipodascaceae. The record is from RefSeq and is a predicted model, not a curated record. Gene Ontology annotation, molecular function: cyclin-dependent protein serine/threonine kinase activator activity. Bases 1 to 1146 code for a protein of 381 amino acids. The transcript has 3 exons. Gene Ontology annotation, cellular component: cyclin/CDK positive transcription elongation factor complex; nucleus.